Molecule: messenger RNA, 9142 nt
Organism: Dermochelys coriacea (leatherback sea turtle)
Lineage: Eukaryota; Metazoa; Chordata; Testudines; Dermochelyidae
Product: ankyrin repeat domain-containing protein 26-like
Exons: 32
Coding region: 1858-7863 (2001 amino acids)
Molecular function (GO): protein binding
Source: RefSeq, a predicted model, not a curated record
UUAAUUGCUCUUAAACUACAUUCAGCUAGUUCUCUGGUAAACUCAGACACUGUCCCUAGCACCCAGGGCAUGACAGCUACCAAAAGACCUCAGACCUCAUCUAGAGUUCAUGAUCGAUCAAUUGAGGUUUCCACAGGUGAGUCAGUUGCUCCUGCUGACCAUGGUCAAAAACAACAACUGCACCAAUCACAUUCCCUGUUACAAUCAAAGAGUAGGCUGAGGAGUCAUUCUGUUUCUGAUUUGGCCACAGUUCCUCCUUCAAAGCCUGACCCCCACUUCUGAUAAAAUCUACUGUCUGACGCAUGCUCCUCGACACUGGCCUCAUGUCAGUUGAGCUCCAUAAUCAGCCCUUCUAAUCUGUACAGAUUAUAUUGGUUUCAUCCACGCUGACAAUGUCAGAUCACAAUUGAGGACCUUUCAUAUGAAAGUCAUGACCUUUUAAAGUCCUAGAUAAAGAGUUCCACUCUUUUUGAAAGACUAUAGAAAGACACUUUGGCCCCUACAGUAUAGUCCAGAGGAGGAGGCAUGUUACACCUCAAAUUUUUUCCAGGCUAAAGUCAGCUUCUCAUACUGUUAUCAACAGGAGUGCUCAGAUCUUCCCAAGGAAAGACCUCACAACAAGUGAAGGAGAAGCUCAACCUUAUCUUCUGUUAGAACCCACACAUCACCAUCCCUGAGACAAGAAAUAGAUUCUACAGUCAAGAGUCCUGGACUGAUCUAUACAGAUUUGUUCACCUGUUACUCUCUCACACACACCCUGCCCCUGCACACCUGUCCCUUAUCAAUCUCCUUUAUUUCUUUUUGUAGGGUGGUACUGUACUAGAGUUAAGGAUUGCAGAACCUGGAAGUUAUCAAACAGGGUUAUUUGGUCCAGUUUCAGGCCUUACCCACCCAUCCCCAUUCAUUCUUAGAGAUUCCUUUUACAAGAAACGAGAGAGUCAUUCUCCUACUGCUUGGUGCAGAAGUUUGUAUUGCCAUUCUGAAAAAGAAAGGAGGAUGACAUCUCCAACUCAACAAAUUCAUUCAUCACUUUGGGCUCAGGAUGGUCAAUCUGGCUUCUAUAAUUCCCUCCCUAAAACCUCAGGAUUGGUUUGUGACUUUUGAUCAGCAAACUGCAUAUUUUUUAUGUAUGCCUUCCCCUGUAUUGCAACGUUCUUUAGCUUGGGAUUCGAUAUUGGUGAAAGGAAUGAGAAGUGAUUGAGUUUGCUCUGCCCUUUAUGUUCUUGGGUGGGGACAUGAGGAUGUGAAGGAUACAGCCACAGUCCCAGUGGAGAUUGCUGGCCAAAAGAAUCUGAUCUUGCAUGCUCCUGUGGGAUCUAUGUGGACAAAACGUCUUGAAGCAACAGGUAUUGAAAUGUAAGUAACUGUUCUGUAUCUUGAUUUCUCUUUUUAAAUACAAGUGCUUAUAGUAUUAACAUACCAUUGCUAAAAUACACAAUAGGCUGUUAAGGAGCACUAGGUCUUUUUCUAAGCACCACCACCUGCUGAAUAAUUUGAUUGAACAUGGUAGACACUAGAAUUAUUUAUUAGGCCUUUUCCAUUCUCAUUAAGCAUGGAACAUGAAAAAUGGAAGCACUACCUGCUGAAGGUCCACUGUUUCAACUGUGGUUUUCAUUAGAUCUUCUGAAACCUCCUUAGAAGUUUUACAUGAAAAUUUAGGAGUAUGUUUUAAAAGCAUUGCAUAGGGAAUUUUCUAUGUUACACCAGUGAGGAAACACAUAGUUAAAUCUUCAUGAACUUCUUUGAAAACUUACCUUAAAAUACUGUCAUUAGAUUAUCUGUCUGGAUCACUAAUCUCUUCUUACCCAAAUUCCUGCAAACUUCUGUAAACCACAGAAACCAAGUUUGACUCAGCUAAUGAACUCUUCCCAGCAAUUCAAGAAAAACAUAGGUGAGAAAAGUAGCAUUAUGAGAACAGAACAUAUAGCUGUUUCACAGCAAAAUAAAUCUGAUUGUGAAGCUGAAGAUGUCAUUGAAUCCCCUCCUAAGCCUUUUUCCCAAAUCAAGUCCUACCCUCGACCUGUCCAUCCCUCACCUGGCUCCUUUUCAAAACCUUCCCAGAUGACUCCUCCUCUCCUGGGGUUUAAACAGGAAGAAUCAUCAGAGGAAGAAGGUGACAUAGAACAACCACAAAUUUCAAAUGUUGGAGAUAAAAGUUUGAUUUGUAAUGGCAACCGUGAAGCACAGAAUCCCUCAGAAGAUACUCCGAUUAGGAAAGAUACAAUGUCAGUAUUAGGAUUGGAAGAGGAGGAGGAUACAGAAUCACCCUGGGAUUCAGAGUGUGCUUCUGAAAGCCCAAGAAAACUACCAGUCAACCUGUUAAUUUCAUCUGCUGUCAGAACUGAAACACACAUGCAGAGUAUUUUUGAGGAACCAAGUGAAGGUUUUUGUGAAAAAAAUCUUGAUUCACAGCCAAAGACCACUCAAGCAAUUUUAGAAACCAAUGACACCUCUUCUUGUCCUGCAAAGGGAAUUGAGAUUGGCAAAAGGCAAAAAUCAGAUUUAAUGGAAGAACUUGGUUUAGAUGAUGCAGAUGAUAUUGAAGAUGUAUCAGACUGGGAUUCUACUAGCAUUUCACUUAAAAAUUUACCAGGUACUAAAAGCCCCAACGUUUUGACAUUUGGGAAUCCUUCAUCUUUACUACCAAUGUUAACAGCAAAGGAUGAUGCAGCAGCUACAGCUUCUGAAGUUAUUCCUCCAAGAUUAGAAGAAAUGUCAAAAGCUCAAACUGUGACUGCACCAGAAAAUACCCAUUUAUAUUCUCUCCAGAAACAACUCCUGCCAGUAAUACUAAAAAGCAAAGAUGAACUAUCUGAACCUUCCUUUAAUAUGCCAUCACCAGAUGAAGAACGAGAAGAUGCAGGUGAAAACUGCAAGAAGCGGGAUAAACACAUAUUAGGCACAACCAACUUGACAGAAAAAACAGCAUCUGAUAAUCAGACUGACAAAACAGAAAUUUCAUUUCCACAUCCAAAAACGAAAACUGAGCCACUAAAACAAAAUGAGGACUCACAUGGUGAUGAUGUGCAAUUAAAUCCAAACCUUUGGGAAGAAAGAUAUGAGAAAAUGUGGGUUGAAAAUGACAAAAGGGAAGUGAAAACAAAUUUUAAAAGCAUUACAGCAGAGCUAAAGCAAAUGUUUGGUGAAAUUAAUGAAGUUCAACAAACUACACCCCUGGAAGGGACAUUACAAGAUGGCUUCAGUGAAGAAUUGGAGAGCAUUCACAAAGCACCACAUAAUUUGACAAAACCCACCGGUAGAAUAGAAGGAAGAAGUGAAUUUAUGGACCUAUGCUCUGUGCUUGAACAAAAGGAAUCCAGCAAUGAAAAAGUAAUUUCCUAUGCUUUAAUUUCCAGUUCUCAUGAGCAUCCCAAUGAGUAUAUUAUCGGGCUAUGUGAAAAUGAUGAUAAAUUGUGUACCAAACAUGUAUGGAAUGUAAAUGAAGAGGGUUUUACUAACAAUGCAGAAAGUACAAAAGUAGCUGCAAACAAAGAGAGGGUAGACCAAAUAGCUGCUAUGGAAAUAGAAGAAAAUGUGGAUGGAAAUAUUUCAGAUUUAGAGAAUAGUCCUGGUUAUUCACUAAAACAUAGUUUGAAAGAAAGCAUUUUGGACAAAAGAGCUAAUAUUCCAGAUGUUGUAAGACCUGUUUCUACAGAUGAUAAAAGCACACUUCUUGCUGUAGCAAAAAACAAACUUGGAAAAGACACGUACUAUUUUAAUGAUAUUCCCAAAGACUGCUUUGUUGGCAAUUGUAAAACUAGUAAUACUGAAAUUGAAAGUAAUUUGGGAAACUCUCGACAAUCUCGUGAUGAAACUUUGAAAAGACUGUUGGAUGAAGAACUGGAACAAGAUAUGGAAAGAUUUAAGAAUGAGGUAGGAAUGCUGCAGAUAGUAUUCCUGGCUUUGGAGAAAGAGAAAGUACAACUACAAAAAGAGGUAGAAAAGGAAAAGAGAAAGCAAAAAUGUGGGGAAAGAGAAGAUGCUUAUAAGUCAUAUAUGCAAACAUUGGCUGGAAAUGGUAUUAAUCAGCAAAUGAAACAGAAGCUCACUAUAAAAGGGAACCAGUAUUCUACAGUAGAAAGUGGAGAAACCACAGAAGAAAAACACACAAAGAACAGUAUUUCCUCCAAGGAAAGAGCAAAGUUAAUUCAAAUACCUUUGAAGGGUAGUAAUUCUGCCUUGAAUGUGAAGGAUGCAAAGAAAAAUGAAAACAAAACGCAUAUUUCAAAACAGAGAGGUAAUCAGCAGAUGAAUUCUACCAAUGGAAAUCAAUUCCAAAUACUGGAUGAUAGCACUUUGAGUGAAACAUCUCAGGAUGAAGGAAGACCUGGAGCCAGAACAGUAGAUGAAAGGAACAAGAUUGGCAAAAAGAUGGAUGUUGCAGAAGAUUUUGAUGAAUUAACUCAGUCUUCUGACACUGCUACAGAGGACUUUGAGCUGCCUACUUCAACCUGCAGAGAUGCUAUGUUGCUGAUAGAACAGCUUAGUAUGGAUGGCAAAGCAGAUUCUAUUAGUCUCUUGAAAAUUCAGAACUUACUUCAUGGCUAUGAACGAUUAAUAGAACGUGAAAAAGGCCGUUAUACACAGCUCUUGGGAAAAGUAAGAAAGCUGGAGAAUGAAAAGAAAGAGCUACAAGCAGUAUUGGAAGAGACCAGAGAAUUGAAAUCCAUGCUGGAUCACCAAAAAAUGGAAUGGGAAAGCGAUGUCAGCAGUCUCAAGUUUACUUUGAAACAAGAAGAAGAAAAGAGAUUGAGUAUAGAAAUGCUGUAUGACAAAAACAGAGAACUGCUUAGAAAGAAAGAAGAUCAGUACUGUAAAGAGAUGGAGGAGAAACAACAGCUUGAGCUAACCCAAAGGAGUCUAGAAAUGGAGUUGAGAACAUUGAGAAAUCACUUGAAACAGGUUGAAGAAGAACGUAAUGAAACACAGAGACAGCUCUCUCAAGAACAGAGUGCCAGAGCUCUACAAGAGGGUAUUUUGAACAGCCAUCUUUGGAGACAGAAAGAAAUAGAAGAAGAAACUAAAAUAACUGCAGCUAAAAGUUCAGAAGUACCUGAUAAUCAGAGAGAAAAGGAUUUGUUACACAAAAAUCAGAAACUGCAAGAUGAAGUUGCUAUACUAAGACUAGAGCUUGAUCAAAUAAGAAUUCGGCAUCAGGAGGAAGAAACCAAAUAUUUAGAAGAAAAUGAGGUCUUGAAAGAAAAAAAUGAAGAUCUUAGGAAGGAGCUAAAACUAAAUGAGGAGGCUUUAACACAAACAGUUUUUCAGUACAAUGGACAGCUGAAUGUAUUAAAGACAGAAUCUGCAAUGUUAACUUCCAAAAUAGAGCAUGCAAAAGAAAAUAAAGAUAGGCUGGAGACAGAGAUGGAAUCAUUUCGUUCCCGUUUGAACUCUGCUGUUCAAGAACUUGAAUGCUGUCGGAAAUCAAAAAAUGAUGUUGAGCGAACACUACAAAGAGAGCGUGAUGAAUGGCUUCGUUUGCAAGACAAGCUCAAUCAUGACCUGUCCAAUCUGCGAGACACCAAUAAUAUCUUGUCUCAACAGCUUAGUAAAGUCGAAACUAAAGCUAACAGUCUAGAAAAUGAACUUCACCAUGUAACACACACAUUUAGAGAAAAAACUUUGCUUUUAGAAAGUACUCAAAGAGAUCUAAGUCAUGCACAAUGUCAGGCAAAGGAACUUGAUUAUGCUCGACAAACUGAGAAGGAUCAAAUGAGCAAAUAUAUUGUAAAACAGGAAUCUAUGCAAGAACGAUUGGCACAGCUUCAAAGUGAAAAUGUCUUACUCCGGCAGCAAUUGGAAGAUGUGCAAAACAAGGGGAUCAUCAAAGAAAAAGUAGUGAGUGAUGUCCAAGACAAAUUUAGUGAUAUAUUCAGUAAACUUAGAGCUGAUACUGAAAAGCAAAUUAAUAUGAUGGAAGAGAGAAAUAAGGAAUUAAUCACAAAAUGUAAUAAUUUAAGGGAGCAAGUCUUUAAAUAUGAAACAGAGAAAGUAGAAAGAGAGGGUACAGUAAGACAACUGCAACAAGAACUUGCUGAUGCUCUUAAAAAGCAAUCAAUGUCAGAAGCUUCACUUGAAGUUACAACACGUUAUCGCAAUGACCUGGAAGAGGACAAACUACAUUUGCAAAAGGAAAUAGACAAGAUUAAAACCAAGCUGCAAGAAUCGGAAGAUCAAUAUAUUCAGUCUGAACGACGUGUUCAUGAUUUGAAGAAUGCAUUGGACAGUAAGGAACGGGAAGUGAAUGCUUCUUCCCAGAAAUUGCAAGACCUUCUAAUAGCAUCAUCUGGAACAAAUAAUGCUAUAAAACAACUAGAAGAACAUAUACAAAGACUAGAAAUUGAAAAUGCCAGAUUGGAAGCUACAACCAAACAACAAACAAUCAGAAUUGAGGUACUUCAGAAAGACCUGCAGGAUUCUGCUUCCGUUCAUAAUCGCCUUGAAGACUUGAUAACAGGCUUACAGACAGCAAAAAUCAAUUUAGAAGAACAGCUAAAUCAGCAGGUCCAAAAGCAAACCAUGCUGUCAAUGACUGCAAAAGAUACACAUAAUCUGUGGGAGGAGGAGUUGAAGUCCAGAUCCAAACUUGGAGUUCGUUUGUCUCAACUUGAUAGGGAAAAGGCUGAGAUGUUGGAACAAUUCGAGAGUGAAAGGAAAAAAGUGAAGAAGCUAGUAGAGUUAAAACGAUCAGUGGAAGCCCGGCUGGAUCAAGAAAUGAAGAGAAACAGUGAAUUACAAAAAGAAUGUAAUGGAAUGAAGAAACUUCUAAAAACAGCUAAGAAGAAACUAAAGGAAUAUGAGAAUGGAGAGAGUGUGUCCCAGUUUAGUUUCCAGGGAGAACUGAAGAACAGAUAUUCUGAAAUGGACAAUGAAGUUAGUAGAUUAAGGACAACGAUAGACGAACUUUCCAAAAAACUGGAUAUAGAGUCAAAAAAAUCUACGCAGUUAGAAUCUACGAAUUGUGAUCUACGAGAACAGUUGUCUUCUAUGAAGAUACUGCAUAAGAAUCAUGAAAAGCUGGAGAAGAGCAAAUGGCAGCUGGAAGGAGAAGUAGCUACUCUCAAACAUCAAGUAGAGACUAAUAUGAUGGACCACAGUCAACUAGAACAGUAUAAAAGAGAGAUUGAAGAACGAGCUAGACAAGAAAUAAGACAAAAACUAGAAGAAGUCAAUCUAUUUUUGCAGACGCAAGCAGCCUCCCAAGAGACAUUAGAACAAAUAAGAACUACUAAUAAUACUUCACUGAGAAACCAGUUGGAGCACAGAAUUAGAGAUCUAGAAUCUGAACUGGCUAAAAUAAAAAACACACAAGAAGACAGUGUCUUUCAAAAACAGUCUACGCAGACAGAACUGGAAAGAUACAAAGAACUUUAUUUGGAAGAAUUAAAAAUUAGAAAAUCGCUGGCAAGUAAACUGGAUAGAGCUAAUGAAAGGAUAGCAGAUGCCAAUGCAAAACUCCUUCAUGAGCGCCACAGGAGCAAAUCUUUAAUUGCUAACAGCAUUGUAAAUGGAAGUCUUUCUGCAAGUCCAGUCCUGGAUACAACUCAAUUUGGCAAUCUCGGCAAUAAUUUAACACUAAAUAGAAGUCUUGGUCUUGGAGGAAGUUUCAUAAACCCAACUGGAAAUGCAUUAUCUUCAAAAAACAGAGUGGAAGCUUAUCUGGCUAAGAUGCAGCAGGAACUAGAAAAAAGUAUCACUAAGGAACUUGACCAAGCCACAGCUGAACUUGAAACUGGGUCUGUAAGAGUCUCUCCUGUAGGAUCUACUGAUGGAUCUUCAAAAAAUCUAAAUGUGGAUCAGGAUCCGGUUUCCAGGGCAACACAGCAGUAUCUAGAUGUAUUAAAGAAAAAUUAUAUGAUUUGAACAAAACAUUAAAGCAAGUUUGUAGAAAUGACUUUGUUUACAUAACAUUUUAAUGGUUUCCCAUUAAAUGGGUUCAGAUGUGAAAAAUCUUAAUUACAAUUUAAAUAUAAACUAUAAAGGUAUUUUAUAAAUAUCAGGCACAUUGCACUUCUCUCUGGAGAAACAGCACAUAGUUAUAUAGUCUCCUUUUAAAUUAAAUAUAUAAGCCAUACCUUGUUUUCAUUUGUAACUAGCAAAGGAAAUACAGACCAGUGUUCUUGAGUUUGACAGAACUGCCAGAAUGUUAGUUGUUACAACAGCUGUUCUGAGUCUCGUCCCAUUCAUUUUCUCUGAUGUAUUUUAACCAAAGCAUUUCCUGAAUUUUGUUUUGUGUUUUCUCUUUUACGUGUAUUUUAUGUUUUUAAAUGUUCUCUUAAGUAGCCCAUUAGCAUGUUCAGAUCUGAUGCAUCUGUUUUGUGCCCAGUUCUGUAGUCCUGAUGCAGGGAAAACUCCUGUUGAUUCACGGUAAGAUUUACCUAUGUUAGGUUUGCAGAAUUAGGCACUUGCCUAAUUUGUUUUUGCUUUUAUUCCAUUGUGUUUGAGUUUAAAAAAUACUACAUAUCUGUAAUAGUGCCAAGAGAUUUGUAGUGUGUGUUUUAUAUGGUAGAGGAACUUAUCAAUACAAUGCACUGAAUUUUUAAUUAAAUAAUACAGCAACUAGGGGCAUUCUGAGUUGUUAGUAGAUCACUGCUAUGUUAUAAGUACAACUCUUGUGUAGAUGAAAUAGAGUAAAACUAUAUAUAUAUUGUGUGUGCCUUCCUCCAAUUUUUUUGAUAUUUUCCAAAGUUGGUGCAUGGAAAAGCUAAGUUUUGCAUUAUUACUAAAAUCAGAAGACCCCUUGAUCAUAAAUCUAGUAGAGUGGACUUACAGCGAGUCUGUUUCAAUGAUCAAGACAGUUUUACUUAUUCCAGCGAUUCAUCCAUUGUUACUGAAGACCCACAUUUCUGCCACUAAAUAUCUUUAAAAGUCACUAAUGUUGUGGUUCAAGAUGGUGAAAUGGAGGAAGAAAUCCCCAGUAGAGAAAACAUGAACAAUGAUUAUAUUGAGAUGAGCAGGACAUGAAAAAUUUGUCCUGUACCCAUUACUCCAAGAACUAAGCUGACUAGCCUGGGUGGAAAAAAACCUAUGCCACCAUGUCUCUUAACAGUUUUAAAGGAAUAAAACAGUUUUGUACAGUUGGUAUAUUGUCUUUACUUGUAAAAUACUCCAUAUCAGCUGUUCAAUACAUUUUUAAAUGUAA